This is a messenger RNA of Passer domesticus (house sparrow), 1257 nucleotides long. RefSeq names its product serine/threonine-protein kinase PAK 3-like. Lineage: Eukaryota; Metazoa; Chordata; Aves; Passeriformes; Passeridae. Gene Ontology annotation, biological process: regulation of MAPK cascade; regulation of axonogenesis; protein phosphorylation. Gene Ontology annotation, molecular function: ATP binding; protein serine/threonine kinase activity. The record is from RefSeq and is a predicted model, not a curated record. Gene Ontology annotation, cellular component: cytoplasm. Bases 129 to 422 code for a protein of 97 amino acids. The transcript is spliced from 7 exons.
CUGCUCCUGGGCUGUCCCUCAGCAGCCACCUUCUGCACUCAGCGCCACAGCUGGCCUCUGCAGUGACAUCCUCAUCUCCUCGUCUGCCGCCAGGCACCCCACAGCACUUUGGCACUGAGCAAGGGAGAAUGGUGAAGAUGGAAAAUCCCAUGAUGAAAUACACUAAUCUGGAAUAUAUUGGCAGCGGGACUUUUGGAGAUGUUUGUAAAGCACUCGACACUGCCACAGGAGGAGAGGUGGCCAUAAAGAAAAUAAAUCUUCAAGAACUGAUCAGAAGGGAAGUAACCUUUAAGGAACUCAUGGUCAUGAAAAUUAAUGAGUACCUAAACAUUGUGAAUUAUUUAAAGAGCUACCUUCUGGGUGAUGAACUCUGGCGGGUUAUGGAGUACAUGGAUGGAGGUGCCCUGAGCGGUCAUCAAUGAGACUCACAUGUCUGAAAGAGAGAUUGCAGCCGUCAGUCGGGAGUGCCUGUGAGGACUGGAUUUUCUUCACUCAAACCACAUGAUCCACCGCGGUCUGAAGAGCUGCAACAUCCUUCUCGGAACCAAUGGCUCUGUCAAGCUGGCUGACUUUGGCCUCUUUGCUCAGCUCACUCCUGAGCAGAGUAGACAGAGCUCCAUGGCCAGCACUUCUGGGUGGAUGGCGCCUGAAGUGGUGACAGGUCAACCAUAUGGCCCCAAAGUGGACAUAUGGUCUUUUGGAAUCGUGGGCAUUGAAAUGGUGGAACGAGAAGCUCCUUACUGGAAAGAAACUUCUGGCAUGGUAAGGAGCAAAUACUGACUGAUCCCUCUGUCUUUCUCACCUGUCCCGUGUUCUGAGUGCCACUGGACAAAAUCCCAUUGCCAAAAUCUGCUGGCACCACUUCCACCAAGAUCCCCUCCUAAAAAUGUCCCUGCAGCACAUCAGCAUCUGCUGUAGCUUUGGUUGCAUCAGAAGGGAAGUGGCAGUUCAGAAACCUAAGCAGUUCAGACACCUAACCAGUUCAGGAACCUGCCAUUUAGGCCUCCAGGCAUGCCUGGCAUUUCUCAUUUGCUUUUUGAACAGUGUUGGAGCUCUGUCUCUGCAGGACAAAAAUUUUUCAGUGGAAUGGUUGGAUGUGUGAUAAAUAUCCUUCAAAAUGGAGGUUCAAUCAUCCUAGUUUUAAUUGUAUAACAAAAGAAAACUGGAAAUUGAAAAGGAAGAGAGAAUGGAUAAGAAAAAAAGGAAAAGGAAGAGAAAAAAAUAAAAGGAAAAGGAAAAGGAAAAAGAAAAGGAAAA